GUGGUGGAGCACGUCUUUAAUCCCAGCACUAGGGAGGUGGAGGCUGGCAGAUCUAAGAGAUUGAGGCCAGCCUGGUCAACAAACGAGUUCCAGGACAGCCAGUUUGUCUCGAAAAAAAUAAAAACCCCCAAACUCUCAGAAUUUAGUGGAAAUAUUUCCUCAGACUAUAUUCUCUCAGAUCUCUUAGAUCGUUGUGGUUUUUUUUUGCUUAGGGACACCCAUAACUAAUCGAAUGAUUAUUUUGUCUUCCCAGUCAUUCUCCAAUCCCCAUCCUGAUCCCUAAUGAAUCGGGCUAAUCCGCAGCGUACAUUGCUGACGUAAUAGGCAUGUCUAAUGGCAAUAAAUUAAGAAUUAGAAAAUAUUUUCUGGCACUUCUUAAAACAAGUGGUUUUUUGUCUACAAUUCCUAUCCUUGGUAGUGCCCAAAUCCCUACCAGUGGUGCCUGGUAGAGCAGAAGGCUGGUCUACAAUCCCAAUUCCCACGGAAUCUCAGCGCUUCCCCACCGAGCCUGAACACCCAAUAGGUGGAGACUAGAAUCCUGCCCGGAAAACCCCGUCUUUUUUCCGGUACCGCUCUUUGCGGUGGGGGAGGCGGGACUUCCGGCGUCACUUUCCGGAGACGGCCCCUCCUCUCGGUGCGGGAGGUUCAAACUGCUACCUCGCUUUGUGUUUUGUUUGUUUUGUUUUGGUCCUCCGGUCUCCGAUGCUGCCCCAAAGGACUGGACGGAUGUUUCAAUCGAAACAGUUCCUGUGUCCAUGUUUUUCCGUAGAUGUGAUUAUUUUUCUUCAUCAAGAAAUAGCUCUCGGUAGUUAAUAUAUUACUUAUUGAAGGAACCGUGGCGAAGCGGUCGCAGACAGUACAGUUCCUGCCACUUGAGCAAAAUAGAGGUCGGUCAGAGGCUGUGGUUGCCCUCCUUUCGAAGUGGAAAACAACUUCGCAGCCCACAACUGCCGUCCCUGCUGAGAAGUGUGGCGUACCCAGGCAUGGGAACGGCAGCUGAAGUGCGAAUGGUACUGUACGAGGAUGACUCAGUCCAAGUGAACUAUGCUGAUGGUUCCACACUGCAGCUCUCUCCUUGCGGCUCUGAAUUUCUCUUUGAAAAGGCACCUCCUCCUUCCACACAUCCUUUAGAACAACCAGAGAGGAUUCGUCAACGGACACACUUUGUUAUUAGCAACUACCGAGAGCAACUACAGCGAGCCCUAGAUUUUCGAAACUCUUCAGCUACUUGCCCUUUUUUAUCUGAAAGCAUCAUACCUUCUGAAAGAAAAAAGCGUGUCUUCAUUGAUUUCUCGGAAGUAGAGUGGCCCAGCCCUGACAGAGACGACUGCAUCACGUACUCGGAGAGUGGUAUAGUGAAGAUAACGUCGCUGGAUGGACACGCGUACCUUUGCCUGCCCAGAUCUCAGCAUGAAUUUACAGUGCAUUUUUUGUGUAAAGUGAGCCAGAAGCCAGAUUCAUCUGUGAUGCCACCCGAAACGAAGAAUCGGGUCCCAAAAGAAGAACUAGUUGGGAAGACCAGAAACGUCUGCAGAAGUGGACGUUUAUCAGGACAAAGGUUAAGGAAUAAAGAAAACGAGCCUCCUCGCCAGCUCUUGACAUCUAAAAACGCUUCAGCGAACAUACAUUGCGUGAGUGAAACUGAGGGGAGGGAGGAGCUGCCUUCCCCUGGCACAAAGCGCAGAUAUGUCCACGUGUGGGUGAAGCAGUCUUGGUCUGCUGCCUCCUGUCCAGAGGAGUGGAAAUACCCUCUGUCUUUGGGACUUCGUUUCUAUAACAAAGUUCCUGCCGCAUCUGCAGCUGAUGCAGAAGUCCCUGUGAGUGGCAUUGUGACUUCCGACAAUCCUGAAGAGAGAGGAACAGGGGUUUCUGUCCUUCCCAGGGCCUUGUUACUCAGCUGCUCUGCCCCACACAUGCACAGGUGGAACUUCUGUGACUCACUUCUACAGAGACAGUCUGAUGCAGAAGAGUAUUCCUAUCCUGAGCUUAUAAAGGUGGUGUGGUAUAAGGGUGUUACAUACAGGCUCACCCAUAAAAAUGUAAACUCAAUAGAGAUUUUUCCUGGCGAUGGAUCGGUUUUCAAGUCAGAAGGAACUCAUUUUGGCAACUAUUUCACAUAUUCAAGCCAAGACAACUCAGGAAAGAGAGAAGAGAAAACUUAUUCUGUAAAUAACCUACCUCCAGACAGACCAGGAAAUCUCUACUCUGUCCGUUCCCUGAUUAAACAGGCAACCAGAAUUCUUCAACAUUGUGCCAAGAUAAGGCUUUCACUAAGCCACAACUACCGUGUAUGCUGCUGGAGAAUGGCACCUGGAGUAAAUGUUAGCAGUAUCCUGCCCGUGCUUCUGAAGGAAUCCCUCAUCCCAGGCGUGGGGAGAUUCCUCGCCUACUCCGAUGACAAAGUCCAUGCUGUCUUUUUGGAUGGCGUCACACUAACGCUGAAUUGGGAUCUUAGCUCCUCUGCUGAAAAGACACAAGUAGAUCAAGGUCUCCGCUUACGCUGGUGCAGAUUAACUUUUCCUGAUGGACAGGAUCAGUUAAUUCAAACCGAGCACCCUGGAGUGUAUGAAAGAUAUGUGACUUCAGUAGUAACAUGGUGCAGAAGACUAACGCAGACUAGUUCAAGACACGUGUCCCCACGUCUCUCACCUGUUCCCGAGGAAAAUUGCUGUCGCUCCAGUGUCAUGUCCUUGUGUGCUGCCAUGUUCCCUGCCAUGAUGACAAUGGACCAAGCCUCUGAAGCCACAAGGAAGCCCGCAAUUAAAUGCUUUGUUUCACGAGGUCCGCCUGGGUCAUGGUGUCUCUUCAGAGGAAUAGAACAGUGACCAAGACACAAGGGGCCGCUAAGAUGGUUCAGUAGGCAAAGGUUUACUCCUUAGGCCGAUGUCCUAAGUUCAGUCCUCGGAACCGUGUAAAGCCAAAGUUAUCCUCUGAACACACAUGCAGGCACGCACUCACUCAACACACACAAACACGUGUGCACACACAGUGAAUAAAUGUAAAAACAGUAUUUUUUAAGUAGCAAAUGGGAAACCCUGAAGCUCUUUUUACCCAAAAAACCUUUUGCUUUUAAACAUAAUUCAACUCAUAAAAUGUUUUGUAGUAAUAUCAGCUUGAACUUGCUUCUUAAAAAUACUCUUAUAUACAGAAAACUCUGCAUUGAAAAUUUUAUUUCCUUAUCUGUGAUAAAUUGAAGUUUUGUGGAAAUGUUAGUAUUAUUAAAGAAAAUGCAAUACUAAGUAACAUGUGAUUUUUAAAAAUUGACUUUCUAACUAUUUCUGUCAUAUUUAGUUCUUGUCCCAAAUUAAUUAGCAAAUUAGAAAGUAAGCAAGUAUUUUAAUCCCUCAGGAGACUAGGCCCAGGUUCCACACGAAUGGUGAGGGGCAUCAGACUUAGAGAGUCACUUGAGCAGAGAGAAAGGAACAUUCAGGGCUGGAGAAAGCUCAGUUGAGAGAACUGGCUGUUCUUGGCCAGUUUCCAGUCCCAGCACAUGCAUGGCAGGUCACAGGCUCCGUAACUCCAGAUCCUGGGGCCUAAUGCAUCCCCUUCUGCUCUCCACAGACAACAAGCACUCACACGGUGCACAUAAAAUAAAUCGUAACUUACAAAAGAGCCUUUUGGCCUCUGGAGACAGUGAGAACAUAGAUUCUCAAGAGCGAUAGUAUUUGCCAGGAUACAAGCUUUGAUGGAUGAAGACUGACCUUAUAAUAAAUAAAGAAGUUCACAUGGGAUGAAAACACAAGUUCACAAAUGGAAAAAUAAUUGGAAGGUCAUUGGUACAACUGUUACCACUGAGUAAAAUCUCAGCAGACUGGAAAAGGAUACCAAGAGCAGCGGAGGAAUAUACUUAUUUUUAAGAUUUAUUCUUAAUUAUGUGUAUAUUUGUGUGCCUAUGUGUGUAUACACAUGAGUGCAGGUCACCUGGGAAAGCCAGAGCCAUGAGACCUCCCAGAGAGGGAGUUCAGGCGGUCGUGAGCUCUUAACAUGGGCGCUGGGAAUGAAGCUCAGAUCCUUCACAAGAGCUGUCUAUGUUCUUAACCAGGAACUUCUUUUGAGUAACCUCCUUCUGGGAUCAGAUCCAGGGUAUCAUGUGUAUUAGGAAAAUAUUCCACUGCUGACCUAUAGCACAAUCCUAAUUUAUGAGCUCUUAAAAGGAAGUUGUAAGGCAUCCUAGCAUAAUAUACCAGGAUAAGGCACAUACAGAAACACACACACAUUAAACCUGGUUUAUAUCCUUUGCCUCAGUGAAUCCUUGUUAGAAUAAACCAAAUGAAAACAGGUGUGAUUUAGUAUGCCAGACAUCUCAGGAUCUGACCUUGCAGACGUAUCAUCCUUCAUCUAUAGCCUGUUUCACAGCAAAGAAGUUCCUCAAAGCAGCUAGGAAGAAGGGAAGUUGCUUAUGAUUAUAAAACUGAUCACUAACCUCCGCUCAAGUGAUGAGUGUUUUUUUUUUUAAAUGCUAUCUUGUUUACAUAAAAACUAAAAGAGGUUACUGUUCCUAUACCAAGAAAUGAAGCCCAGCA
Rattus norvegicus (Norway rat) is the source of this 4523-nucleotide messenger RNA. NCBI's taxonomy places the organism in Eukaryota, Metazoa, Chordata, Mammalia, Rodentia, Muridae. The record is from RefSeq and is a predicted model, not a curated record.